AUCACUGCAGAUAUUCAGAGGGUAGGGGUUAUCCAGAGUAGGCUACCUGUUGUACAUAUGCUAAGAAAAAAAGAUUUUUUAACCACAUGAAAGAAAAUGGGGGGAAAUUCUUCAAUUCCGUCCAAUAUGUUGGAGAUCGAAGGAUUUGAAAUAUCACCUGAGUUCAAAUACCCUCUGUUUUUCUUACUUCUGUUUGUCUACUCCACUCUGCUCUUUUCUAACAUUGGGGUUCUCAUACUUAUCUUAAAGGAAAAGAGUUUACAUCAACCCAUGUACUUUCUAUUCUGUAACCUAUCUGUGAACGACCUGAUUGGAAACACGGUCCUGCUGCCUCAGCUGAUGGCUCAUGUCCUUUCCACAAAACGUUUCGUCACCUAUAACCAGUGUUUGUUUCAAGCUUUUCAUAGCCAUACCUUUGGAUCAGCAUCGCACAUAAUUCUUGUAUUCAUGGCAGUUGACAGAUAUGUGGCAAUCUGCAACCCCCUGCGGUACAGCACCAUCAUGACUAAUAAAACUGUAAUAGGCCUAUCUGCCACCGCCUGGGGGGUGUCCAUACUGCUGGUGUCUGUACUCCUUGGGCUUACUGUGAGGCUGUCUCGAUGCAGAUCUGUUAUCAGAAAUGCUUUUUGUGACAAUCCAUCAUUGUUCAAGCUUUCUUGUGAGGAUGUGUCUAUCAACAACUUCUAUGGACUGUUUUUUACUGUGCUGGUAUUUACCUUUUCAAUUGGAGGUAUUGCUGCUACUUACAUCAGAAUAGCUUUAAUCUGCUGGAUAAAGAAAAACAAGGAGCUGAAUAACAAAGCACUUCAAACCUGUGCAAGCCACCUUGUACUUUAUUUAAUUAUGCUCUGGACAGGGUUCCUCACUAUUAUAUUGCACCGAUUCCCAAAUUAUCCAGAUUUAAGGAAAAUUGCAUAUAUUUUAUUUCAUGUUGUGCCUGCUAAUUUAAAUCCUAUUAUCUAUGGACUACAAACACGAUCUUUAAGAGACAAAAUUACUCAAAUAUUCCAAAGAAAAACUGUUAUUUCCAUCUAGCAUUUAUCUUUCUGCAGCUUAUAUACUGUAAUUAUAACACAUUUUUUGCUUUAAAUAUAGAUUUUUUUCCUCCCACAUCCUUAAAAGAAUCAUUAUUGAUAACUUUAUGAUGCAUGUCUUUUAAACUACAUUCAUGAAGUCCUCUUCCUGAAUCAGUGAAAAAAAGUUCAUUUAAAGCGAUUUCCUGUUUUUGACCUGUGAUCAGUGGUCUCUAAAUAAGUGUAUGUCGUAUUUAAUCUUAUAAAUUCUCACUGCUGGAGAUGUUUUUCUAAAAAAUGUUGUUGAAUUUUAC
Cyprinodon variegatus (sheepshead minnow) is the source of this 1327-nucleotide messenger RNA. Its product is annotated as olfactory receptor 13H1-like. Gene Ontology annotation, cellular component: membrane. The transcript has 2 exons. Lineage: Eukaryota; Metazoa; Chordata; Actinopteri; Cyprinodontiformes; Cyprinodontidae. Gene Ontology annotation, molecular function: G protein-coupled receptor activity; olfactory receptor activity. Gene Ontology annotation, biological process: G protein-coupled receptor signaling pathway. The record is from RefSeq and is a predicted model, not a curated record. Bases 97 to 1035 code for a protein of 312 amino acids.